AUGGAAGUUGUUGGCCAUUUUUGCAAUGAUCACUGCGGGGAUCAGAUCUCACAGUUUUUAACCCUUAAUCAGGAUUUUGUGUUUUUUAAUUAUUGGCGGGGAAAAUGCUUGCAGACGUACAUGUUCAAAUACGACAGCGUUCACGGUCAAUGGAAGCACCAUGAUGUUAAGGUCAAAGACUCUAAAACCCUUCUCUUUGGCGAGAAACACGUCACUGUUUUCGGAAUCAGGAAUCCUGAGGAGAUUCCAUGGGCCGAGACUGGAGCUGAGUUCGUAGUUGAGUCAACUGGAGUGUUCACUGACAAGGAUAAGGCUGCUGCUCACUUGAAGGGUGGUGCUAAGAAGGUUGUCAUCUCUGCUCCAAGCAAAGAUGCGCCCAUGUUUGUAGUGGGUGUGAACGAGAAGGAAUACAAGCCAGAGCUUGACAUUGUUUCCAAUGCUAGCUGCACCACCAACUGUCUUGCUCCCCUUGCCAAGGUUAUCAAUGACAGAUUUGGAAUUGUAGAGGGUCUCAUGUCUGCCGUUCACUCCAUUACUGCCACACAAAAGACUGUUGAUGGACCAUCAAUGAAGGACUGGAGAGGUGGUAGAGCUGCUUCCUUCAACAUCAUUCCAAGCAGCACUGGUGCUGCCAAGGCUGUUGGAAAAGUUCUGCCUGCCCUCAAUGGUAAAUUGACUGGAAUGUCCUUCCGAGUUCCCACCGUCGAUGUAUCAGUUGUGGACCUAACCGUUAGGCUUGAGAAGUCUGCAUCGUAUGACGAGAUCAAAGCUGCUAUCAAGGAGGAGUCUGAGGGCAAGCUUAGGGGCAUUUUAGGUUACACUGAAGAAGAUGUUGUCUCCACAGACUUUGUUGGUGACAGCAGGUCGAGCAUAUUUGAUGCCAAGGCUGGUAUUGCUCUGAAUAGGAAUUUCGUGAAACUUGUCUCCUGGUAUGACAAUGAAUGGGGUUACAGUUGUCGUGUGAUUGACUUGAUUGUUCACAUGGCAUCCACCCAAGCUUGUUGAAGUUAAGCCAAUUGGACUCUGUGUUCUGGUUUUUAAAGAGAGGGUGUUUGAAAGUUGCUUGCACUUCGGAAUAAACCUAAGAUUUCUUUCUUGGCUGUUUUCAUUUUUGCGUUAUAAUGUCAAAGCAAUCAGUCUUUUAAUCAGAACGCAAUCAGUUUAAUACUAUAAAGUAGAUGGUAUCUAUACAUCAAUGAGAUAUUUUCUCUUGCUGCUU
This is a messenger RNA of Theobroma umbraticum, 1219 nucleotides long. RefSeq names its product glyceraldehyde-3-phosphate dehydrogenase, cytosolic. Gene Ontology annotation, cellular component: cytosol. Gene Ontology annotation, biological process: glucose metabolic process; glycolytic process. NCBI's taxonomy places the organism in Eukaryota, Viridiplantae, Streptophyta, Magnoliopsida, Malvales, Malvaceae. Gene Ontology annotation, molecular function: NADP binding; NAD binding; glyceraldehyde-3-phosphate dehydrogenase (NAD+) (phosphorylating) activity. The record is from RefSeq and is a predicted model, not a curated record.